This is a messenger RNA of Tarenaya hassleriana, 3213 nucleotides long. Its product is annotated as phosphatidylinositol 4-phosphate 5-kinase 1-like. The transcript has 9 exons. The record is from RefSeq and is a predicted model, not a curated record. Gene Ontology annotation, molecular function: 1-phosphatidylinositol-4-phosphate 5-kinase activity; ATP binding. Lineage: Eukaryota; Viridiplantae; Streptophyta; Magnoliopsida; Brassicales; Cleomaceae. Bases 443 to 2782 code for a protein of 779 amino acids. Gene Ontology annotation, biological process: phosphatidylinositol metabolic process.
GGGCUUAAGAGGAAACACAGCCUGCUUUUAAGUUUUUAACGCAGAUACUAACAACAAGUAACGAUACGUCCUUGGGAUUCCGUCACGGCACGUCGAGGGAAGAAGAUUCCGCCGUUAGAGUUGCAAAAACGAAAAUAAAAGAGAAAAUUUAGGGUAUUUAUGUAAUUACGCAAUGGUAUACGUAUUAAAGUUUGAUGUUUGUGUGACUCCCUUGUAACUGCAGUGUUCCUAAAGUCGGCUUCAAAUAUUAUACCCCCUCUCUCUCUAGAAUUUUUUCAUCGAGGCCUGUUAAAUUUUUUUGGGGAUUAUUCUUUUUAGUCUCCGGCGAAUUUUCUAGAGUGAUCGCCGGUAAAUGCGGAUUGUUCCGGCGGCCGAGCUGCGUGGCUGCUAGACCCUGUAGCCUAGGAUUUCCGUUGAGGUUUGAGGAGUUUGAUGAGACAAAAUGCGUGGGGCUUUGUCGUGGGAGGAGUCAAACGGCGUCACGAAGACGGUGAAGAAUAAGAAGCUUGAAGCAGAGGAGGAGGAGGAGGAGGAAGACGAAGCCGGAGGAGAUCUGGUGUUCUCUCCAGUUCCGGUUCCGAUGGUUCGUUCCCGAUCUCAAGCCGGGAACCGGCGCGUGGCUCCCACGUACGUCGGCGAUGCGAAAGGGGAGGUCGAGAAGAAGCUGCCGAAUGGUGAUCUGUACGCCGGGGGCUUCUCCGGCGGUGUUCCUCACGGAUCCGGGAAGUAUCUGUGGAAGGAUGGGUGUAUGUAUGAAGGGGAGUGGAAGCGCGGUAAAGCUUCGGGUAAAGGGAAGUUCUCGUGGCCGAGUGGGGCGACGUUCGUCGGAGAGUUCAGGUCGGGGAGGAUGGAAGGGUUCGGGACUUUUGUCGGCGUCGACGGCGAUACCUACCGCGGCGCGUGGGUCGCGGACAGGAAGCAUGGGUAUGGUCAGAAGCGGUAUGCCAAUGGGGAUUUCUAUGAGGGGACAUGGCGGAGGAAUCUACAGGACGGUCGUGGCCGCUACGUGUGGCGGAACGGGACCGAGUACGUCGGUGAGUGGAAGAACGGCGUUAUCUCCGGCAAAGGAGUUCUGAUUUGGGCGAAUGGGAACAAGUACGAGGGUCAGUGGGAGAAUGGAAUCCCCAAAGGAAACGGAGUUAUCAUGUGGGCCGACGGCAGCAGCUGCGCCGGAAACUGGAACGAAGAGAAAGGGAACAGCAUGAGAAUUCAGCUUCAGCAGCUGAACGGCAAUGGCGGAGGUAAAGGGAAUUUGUUGAAAAGGAUAGAUAAGAACGAUUUGAUAGUGACGACGCGGAAGAGAUCGUCUGUUGAUAUAGGGAGAGGAAGUUUGGGAGGGGAGAGGAUUUUCCCGAAGAUUUGCAUAUGGGAAUCUGACGGCGAAGCUGGGGAUAUUACUUGUGAUAUCAUCGAUAACGCCGAAGCCGCCAUGAUUUAUGGAGAAGGAAUUGUGGCGGACCGGUAUGGGUUCCGCCAGUUCCGGCGAAACCCCUGCUGUUUCGACGGCGACGUUAAGAAACCUGGUCAGACAAUAUCCAAAGGGCAUAAGAAUUAUGAUCUAAUGCUUAAUUUGCAAUUGGGUAUCAGGUAUUCUGUGGGGAGGCAUGCUUCAAUCUUGAGGGAGCUUAAGCCCAGCGAUUUCGAUCCCAGAGAGAAGUUCUGGACUCGGUUUCCACCCGAGGGAUCGAAGAAUACACCGCCUCAUCAGUCGGUGGAGUUUCGCUGGAAAGAUUAUUGUCCCGUGGUGUUUAGGCAUUUGAGGGAGCUCUUCCAGGUCGACCCUGCUGACUACAUGUUGGCUAUAUGCGGAAAUGAUGCUCUUAGAGAGCUUUCUUCCCCGGGAAAGAAUCUUGCUUCCCCGGGAAAGAGUGGAAGCGUCUUUUAUCUCACUCAAGAUGAUAGAUUUAUCAUAAAGACAGUGAAGAAAGCUGAAGUCAAGGUGCUUAUCAAAAUGCUCCCAAGCUAUCACCGACAUGUUUCUCAGUAUGAAAAUUCUCUCUUGACGAAAUUCUAUGGCGUGCAUUGUAUCAAACCUGUUGGCGGGCAGAAAACUCGGUUUAUCGUCAUGGGCAAUUUGUUCUGCUCGGAUUACAGAAUCCACAGGCGUUUUGACCUGAAAGGGUCCUCACAUGGGCGGUCUGCAGAAGAUUCCAAGGGAGAAAUUGAUGAAAACACAAUACUCAAAGACUUGGAUCUCAAUUUUGUGUUUCGCCUAGACAGAAACCGGUUCCAAGACUUCAUCAAGCAAAUUGGCCGAGAUUGUGAAUUCUUGGAGUCUGAAAGAAUAAUGGAUUACAGUCUCCUGGUUGGUAUCCACUUUCGUGAGGAUAAAACGGGAGAAAAGUUUGGGUUAUCACCUUUUAUUCUACGCUCUGGGAACAAAGAUUCAUUCCAGCACGAGAAAUUCAUGCGUGGGUGCCGUUUCUUAGAGGCCGAGCUACAAGAUAUGGAUCGCAAACUCUCUGGCCAGAGACCAUUGAUAAGAUUAGGAGCGAAUAUGCCGGCUAGAGCAGAGCGGAUGGCUAGAAGAAGCGACUUUGACCUCUACACAUUGGGAAAUGUCAACAACUUGAUGACCAGUUCGCGCAACCGUGAGGUCUAUGAAGUAGUUCUUUACUUCGGGAUCAUAGAUAUCUUGCAGGAUUAUGACAUAACCAAGAGGAUUGAACAUGCCUACAAAUCUUUGCAAGCCGACCCUUCUUCAAUCUCAGCUGUUGAUCCUAAACUCUACUCAAAGAGAUUCCGUGAUUUCAUCGGCCGAAUCUUCAAAGAAGAUACCUAGCUGACCAAUGUGACACGAUGCGACCACGCUGCCUUAAGCUCGCUGGCCGGCACAGAUCCACGCCAGUGAUAUUGGCCCCUUGUGAAAAGGGUUCAUUCCUAGACAAACCACGCUCCAGGUUUGGUCGGACCAAAAGGGUAAAUCUGGAACUUCCGAAGAGCUUGGUCCCUGACAAGAAUCUUCUAUUUUUGUAUUGAGGUAAGUCAUGUCUUGUGUUUCUCUUGUCUUCUUGGGUAAGAAUUAUAUCAUGAAGGAAGAUUGCAGGGAUUUGGAAGAGGGAAAUGUUGGUUUAGGAGAGAGGGGGCUUUAAGUGUGUGCUUUCCCCCCCAAGAAGAAAUUGUAAUAAGAGUGUACAGUUUAUAGAGCAAUGGAUUAUGGAAUUGGUUGGUUCUUGAUGAUUUAACGGAGAUCCAUAGAAUCAUAUUGUAUUA